Stegodyphus dumicola is the source of this 330-nucleotide messenger RNA. RefSeq names its product ER membrane protein complex subunit 6 (gene EMC6). Gene Ontology annotation, cellular component: EMC complex; endoplasmic reticulum; membrane. The record is from RefSeq and is a predicted model, not a curated record. NCBI's taxonomy places the organism in Eukaryota, Metazoa, Arthropoda, Arachnida, Araneae, Eresidae. Gene Ontology annotation, biological process: autophagosome assembly; protein folding in endoplasmic reticulum.
AUGAAAUACAGGAAAGAAAAAGGUGAGAUUGUUGCGUACAGUGAGAAUGCAGUUCGACAUAAUCUGGCACUUUUAGAGUAUUGUCGAACUUCAAUGGCAGCUUUAUCAGGAAGCACUGCCGGAAUUCUUGGUUUAACUGGUCUUAUUGGAUUUGCCUUUUAUUUUAUAAAUGCAGUAGUUCUUUGGUUGUUUCUACUUGCUAAAGCUGGAGCCGACUGGCAGAAGUAUUUUCGAAGUAGAACUCAACUCUUAACUAGUGGAUUUUUUGGUGGUCUGAUAACUUACAUCUUAUUUUGGACAUUUCUAUACGGAAUGGUUCAUGUUUAUUAA